Messenger RNA from Juglans regia (Persian walnut), 2004 nucleotides. Its product is annotated as UPF0481 protein At3g47200-like. Bases 161 to 1489 code for a protein of 442 amino acids. The record is from RefSeq and is a predicted model, not a curated record. The transcript has 2 exons. Lineage: Eukaryota; Viridiplantae; Streptophyta; Magnoliopsida; Fagales; Juglandaceae.
GCGUCCAAGAAAACUUGGAUACUUGAGAAUGAUAUCUGCAUGUUUCUGAUGCUCAAGGAUGUAUAAAUGAAACCAGAAGUUGAUACUAAAACAGGAGAGGGGAAGGUGCUUGUUUUGAUCAUCAUUCCCGUUAUUACUGCAGACAUUCUGGACAGUACUAAUGGAAGAUCUGAAUUGGGUCGUACAAGUCGAUGAUGAAGUAAAAUAUACGAGGGAUACUUCAAAGGAGACAAAGCAGUGGAAAAAGCAUUCAAUCUAUGAAGUACCUGCAUGGGUUAAAGAUCUAAACAAAAAGGCCUACAUGCCGCAGACAGUCUCCUUCGGUCCUUACCAUCACAGGGAAGCACCAUUACAGCGGAUGGAGGAGCAUAAGCACAGGGCAUUGCUCCGUUUCUUCAGGAGAUGUGGAAAACCUGUUCAAUCGUUCGUCGACGCUUUAACUAAGGUCGUGCAGGAUUUGAAAGACUCGUACGAGCCGCUCGAUCCCAAAUGGGAAAAGGACACACACGGACUCUUAAAAAUGAUGACUCUCGACGGAUGCUUUAUGCUGGAAAUCCUGCUUGCCAGUACUGCGAAUCAGUUGGAGGACGAUGAUUCCAAGGAUCCGAUAUUCAGCAAACACGGUAAACUGUAUAUCAUGCCCCAUAUCAGGCGCGACAUGCUGAUGCUUGAAAAUCAAAUCCCAAUGCAGGUUCUUGAACUACUUCUUGAACUACUGCCUGAAGUUGAUGAGAAAAGACUCGAUGUUAAAAAUCAUCCAGUCAAGAAAAAAGAACGUGCCAAUGAACUCAUAGUGAAGUCUUGGUUCCCCAAAGCCCAUUACUCAGAGAUGGGUAACUGCCUGCACGUAUUGGAUGUUUAUAGGAAGAUUCUGCUUCAGCCUAAGGAAAAACAAAACAAUCCAGGGAAGGAAACACACGAAACGGACAAGCCAAGUGGUGACGAUGACGAGAUCAUAAGAUCUGCAACAGAGCUUAAUGAAGCCGGAAUCCGGUUCAAGGCAGACAAAAAAGCGAGCCUCAAAGAUAUCACUUUCAACGGCGGGGUGCUUAGGCUUCCACUCAUCGUUGUGGACGAUGCCACCGAGUCGAUAUUCCUGAACUUAAUAGCCUUUGAGCGUUUCCAUGUUGGGGCCGGCAACGAGAUUACCUCCUAUAUCUCUUUCAUGGACAACAUCAUCGACAAUGAGAUGGAUGUUGCCCUCCUGCAGUCGAGCGAAAUCAUACAGAAUGCCAUUGGAAGUGACAAAGCUGUCGCUAAGCUCUUUAACUCUCUCUCUAAGGAUAUAACGCUCGACCCAGAAAGUAGCCUCGAUGUAGUGCAUAAAAGGGUCAGUGGGUACUGCAAGAAGCGCUUGAAUAGGUGGCGGGCCAAUCUCAUUCAUACCUAUUUCAGAAACCCAUGGGCUAUUCUCUCCCUUAUUGCUGCCAUCUUCCUGUUUGCGCUCACCAUAGUACAGACCAUAUACACAAUACUAGGUGUCAAAUGAUUCUCCACCGCAUUCUCAUUACUAUAAACCUCCUCUUCCUGACCUCAAAAUGCCUCGCCAUUGACAUCGGUUGCAUACGCAAAGGAGUGGAUCCCAUUCCUAGCCCCUGUUUCUGUGGUUUUACACGAGUCUGCUUUGGGUUUUGGAAAAUGUUCUAAUUUCCAUAAUAUCUAGUGAUCUCGUUUUAUUGAAUGUUUCAGCUGUGGGUUUGACAAUGGGCUUAUUUGUUUUUUUUUUUUUGUUAGCGAUAAUGGGGCUGUUUGAUAAUCUUCCCUUCCUCAAUGUCAUCUGAAUAACAUGCCAUACAUAUGUUCCCAAUAAUGUAAUCCCAGCUUUAUUAUGAUAGACAUAUUUCUUUACCAUUCUUAUGUGCUUACCAAUUACCAUCAUAAAAUGCUGAGUCCUAAUGGUGGGAAAAAGACAUCUUUUGAAUAAGAUACCACGAAAAGUUCCAAUGAGCUUUCCCUGUUUAAAGCUCUACCUACAUAUUACAAAUUAUUUUUUGAAAAAAAAAA